AUGAAAGACCGAAAAUCUGAAUUGUGCUCAAAAUACAUUACAAUAUUUAUUGUUGUAUCGUGUUAUUGGAUUGUAUCAAUAGCCACAGUAUUUGUUAACAAAAGUUUGUUAAGCAGUCAGGCGGUCGCUCUCGAGGCGCCUUUGUUCAUUACUUGGUUCCAGUGCAUUGUUUCAUUUACAAUAUGCUUUACAUUCAGCAAAACCGGAGGAAUUCCUGGAGUAUUCAAUUUUCCCAAGGGCACUCCUUGGAGUAAGGAGAUUGUAGGAAAGGUGAUUCCACUCUCUAUCAUGUUCACUCUGAUGAUAGCGACCAAUAAUCUUUGCCUAAAAUAUGUCGGUGUACCAUUUUACUAUGUCGGAAGAUCCUUGACGACGGUAUUCAAUGUUAUAUUCAGUUAUAUCCUGUUACGACAGACCACAUCACUAAGGUGUGUUUUGUGCUGCGGCUUUAUCAUAUUCGGCUUUUAUCUAGGAGUCGAUCAAGAGAGUCUACUAGGUUCCUUUUCACUAAUCGGAACUAUAUAUGGAGUGAUUGGAUCACUCAUGUUGUCGCUCUAUUCCAUUUACACAAAGAAAGUAUUGCCGAGUGUUAAUCAAGAAGUCUGGUUGCUAUCAUAUUACAAUAACGCAUAUUCCAUAAUACUUUUCAUCCCUCUAAUGAUUAUUAAUGGAGAAUUAAGUGUAAUUUGGAACUACACAAACUUCCAUAGUUCAUAUUUUUGGAUGCAGAUGCUCGUUGGUGGUUUAUGCGGUUUUGCUAUCGGAUAUGUUACAUCUUUGCAAAUUAAGGUUACCUCACCCCUAACACAUAAUAUAUCAGGCACAGCGAAGGCAUGCGCUCAGACUGUCAUAGCUACACAAUGGUACAAUGAAUCCAAGAACGGCUUGUGGUGGACGUCAAAUGUUAUAGUUCUGGCAAGUAGUGCUUUGUAUGCCAGAUUCAAGCAAGUCGAGAUGGAAGAACAUUCAAGAAAGAUAACUCCAGAAGAAGAGAAAAGCUUAGUCUAA
Messenger RNA from Danaus chrysippus (African queen), 1008 nucleotides. Lineage: Eukaryota; Metazoa; Arthropoda; Insecta; Lepidoptera; Nymphalidae. The record is from the annotation of a GenBank genome assembly.